Molecule: messenger RNA, 3364 nt
Organism: Mytilus trossulus (common blue mussel)
Lineage: Eukaryota; Metazoa; Mollusca; Bivalvia; Mytilida; Mytilidae
Product: lon protease homolog, mitochondrial-like
Exons: 22
Coding region: 13-3198 (1061 amino acids)
Biological process (GO): protein catabolic process; protein quality control for misfolded or incompletely synthesized proteins; mitochondrion organization
Cellular component (GO): mitochondrial matrix
Molecular function (GO): ATP-dependent peptidase activity; ATP hydrolysis activity; ATP binding
Source: RefSeq, a predicted model, not a curated record
UUUACUUUCAACAUGGCGACUUUUGGUCGAAUUUCCAGCACGUGUGUUACGAAACAGGCAAAAUUGCGACUUUAUAUGACAAUAUCUAGACAUUUGAGUGCUGGAGUUCACAGAGCAGUUAUUCUUCAACCUUUAGCAUCGACAUGCUUAUGUAAAAACUCGAUUCAUACAAAACCUGAUUGCAUAAACGAGGUCAAAGGACAGUUGCAUCAUACUUGUCUGCCUUUACCAAAGUCACAAGUUGCAAUUAACAGAAACUACUCUUCCUUUUAUUCUCUUGGCAAUAUAUUCAAUAGCAGUGCCUUUGCAAGAAAUGAUGCUUUCUCCACAUUUAAUAUUUCUAAAAGAUUUUGCAGCAGUAACAGUAGCAGCAGUGAUGGAGAAGAUGGAGCCAGUAGCAGUGGGGGAGAGCAAGAGGAUGUAUCAGCUGAGACUGCAACAGAAGAAAAACCAACAUCUACAACCAAUUCAUUAUUGGCUCCUAUUACAGUCCCAGAUUAUUUUCCAAACCUUCCUGUUUUGACGAUUAAUCGUAACAUUGUUUUCCCAGGAUUUAGAAAAUUAAUAACCGUGACAGAUAAAGACCUGAUAAGUCUCUUGGUGAGGAAGAUGGAAUUGAGACAGCCAUAUGCUGGUGUGUUUUUAAAAAAAGAUGAAAGUAAUAAUGCAGAAGUUGUGGAAAGUUUGAGUGAUGUUUAUAAUGUUGGAGUGUUUGUGAAGAUUCUUUCCAUGCAAGUACUGGAAGCUGCAGAUAAAAAAAUGAUUAUGGAGGUACAGGCUUACAGAAGAAUAAUGAUCAAGUCUGUGUUAACUGAAGAUCAGAAACCUGAUGAGGAAGCAAAGAAGAAAGGAAAAAGAAAGAAUAGAAGGAGGAACAAUGUACUGGAUACAUUUCUCGAGAAUCCAAAAGGAGGUUCAGCUCCUAUACUGCCAAUUGAAGCAUCUGAAUUAGAUGAGAAUGGUAAUCCAGAAUUGAUCACACCUGAUCCUGAACUGAUCGCGCCCGAUCCUGAACUGAUCACGUCCGAUCCUGAACUGAUCACGCCCGAUCCUGAACUGAUCAAGUCAGAUCCUGAACUGAUCACGCCCACUCCCCCUCCAUCGACCAAUGAUAUACUGGAAGGUUUAGUGGUUACACCUCCAGAGUUACCAAAGGUUCUGAUGGUGGAAACAGAAAAUAUAAAAGAUUUACCUUUAACUAGCGAUACUAAGAUAAAGGCUCUUACUGCAGAAAUUGUUAAAACUAUUCAAGAAAUACUUAUGAUGAAUCAUUUAUACAGAGAUCAGUUACUGUCAAUCUUAGAUAAAGGAUCUGUUGCAGGUGAUCCAGUUUUUAUGUGUGAUCUAGCUGCUCAGCUACUAAAUUCAGUUGAAGCAAAAGAUCAACAAAAGGUUCUUGAAGAAACCGAUAUAUCAAAAAGAUUAUAUCUAACAUAUGAACUACUUAAAAUUGAAUAUGAUGUUUGUAAACUACAGAGAAAAAUAGUGAAAGAGGUUGAAGAGAAAGUCCAGAAACAACACAGAGAAUAUAUUUUAAGAGAACAGUUAAAAGUUAUAAAAAGGGACUUGGGUAUUGAAAAAGAUGAUAAAGAUGCUCUGGAAGAUAAGUUUAAAGAAAGAAUAAAGGAUUUAGUGGUUCCCAAACAUGUUAUGGAAGUCAUUGAUGAAGAAACAAAUAAACUCAGUUUCCUUGAUCAACAUUCAUCAGAGUUCAAUGUAACAAGAAAUUAUCUUGAUUGGUUGACCAAUUUACCCUGGGGUAAAUAUAGUGAAGAGAAUUUGGAAAUAGAUCAAGCCAAAGAAGUAUUGGAGGAAGACCAUUAUGGAAUGGAAGAUGUUAAAAAUAGAAUUCUUGAAUUUAUAGCAGUAAGCCAGUUAAAAAAAUCAACACAAGGAAAAAUAUUAUGUUUUUAUGGUCCACCAGGGGUGGGUAAAACAAGCAUAGCCAGAUCUAUUGCUAAAGCAUUAAAUAGAGAGUAUUACAGAUUCAGUGUUGGAGGUAUGACUGAUGUUGCUGAAAUAAAAGGACAUAGGAGGACCUAUGUGGGAGCCAUGCCAGGUAAAAUGAUACAGUGUCUAAAGAAAACAAAGACUGAGAACCCACUUGUACUAAUUGAUGAGGUAGAUAAGAUAGGUAAAGGUUACCAGGGUGAUCCAGCUUCAGCGUUACUUGAGUUACUAGAUCCUGAACAAAAUGCUAACUUCCUUGACCAUUAUCUAGAUGUUACUGUUGAUUGUUCUAAAGUAUUAUUUAUUUGCACUGCCAAUGUGACAGAUACAAUCCCAGAACCACUUAAAGACAGAAUGGAAAUGAUAGAUGUAUCGGGUUAUGUAGCAGAAGAAAAAUUAGCCAUAGCUCAGAAAUAUUUGGUGCCACAAGCCCAGGAACAUACUGGUAUAACUAAAGAGGGUGUUACUAUAUCAGAUGAUGCCAUGAAUACUCUGAUCAAACAUUACUGUAGGGAGAGUGGAGUUAGAAAUCUACAGAAACAGGUGGAAAAGAUAUUUAGGAAAGCAGCACUUAAAAUGGUGAAGGAAAACACAGAAAAUAUAGAGAUAUCUACAGAAAAUUUAUCAGACUAUGUAGGGAAGCCAUUAUUUACUUCAGACAGGAUGUACGAUGUUACUCCAUCGGGUGUCGUCACAGGUUUAGCAUGGACUGCUAUGGGUGGUGCUACAUUAUAUAUAGAAACAGUAUUGAAAAGAGCUGUAGAACUUGGUUCUGACAAAGAUGGUGCUAUGGAAGUAACUGGCAAUCUUGGCAAAGUCAUGCAAGAAAGUAUACAGCUAGCUUAUACCUAUGCUAAAUCAUACAUGGCACAGACAGAACCUGAUAAUCACUUCCUACAGAAAGCACAGCUACAUUUACAUGUCCCUGAGGGAGCUACACCAAAAGAUGGACCUAGUGCUGGAUGUACUAUAGUAACAGCUUUAUUGUCACUGACAUUAGGGAGACCAUGUCGACAGAACCUGGCAAUGACUGGUGAGGUGUCAUUAACAGGAAAGGUGCUCCCAGUGGGAGGUAUUAAGGAGAAAACUAUUGCUGCAAAGCGAUCAGGAAUAACAUGUAUUAUCUUGCCAGAAGAGAACAGAAAAGAUUAUUCAGAUUUACCAGACUUUAUCAAAGAAGGAGUUGAGAUUCAUUUUGUAGAGAAUUAUCAACAAGUAUAUGACAUUGCAUUUCCUGUAGAUUCAUGACAGGAAGUCACUGUGAAAUAGCCAGUUCUUUCGUAGAUUAUUGCAAAGUCAAUUAGAUAUUUGUGUAUUUUAUCUAAAUGUUAAAUUAAAAGUGUAAAUCAAAUUUAUGAGUUUUAGUAAAGUGUUUAACUGUGAAUCCACUAAUCAAGUCAACCAUCCAGUUUAA